CUGCCCCUUCAACAACCUCCGGGAAAGAGGGACGCCGGAGGGAUGUGUUUGGGAUGUGUUUGCAAUUCAAAUCCUUGGCUUUCUGCCAGCCUCUUUUCUAAAUAAAAGGCAGGAGCUGCGGUGAGGUGCGAAGGGGUCUUUGGAAUUGCAGUGGCCCUGCGAUCCGGAGAUACCCGUAUCCGCCGCUUUUAUCUGCUUCCGAAGCAAACGGGGAAAGAGCAAGGAUGGUGGAGGCUUUCUGUGCUACCUGGAAGCUGACGGAGAGUCAGAACUUUGAUGAGUACAUGAAGGCGCUUGGUGUGGGCUUUGCCACUAGGCAGGUGGGCAAUGUGACUAAGCCAACAGUGAUCAUCAGUCAGGAGGGGGACAGAGUGGUGAUCAGGACUCAAAGCACAUUCAAGAACACAGAGAUUAGUUUCCAUCUGGGAGAAGAGUUUGAUGAAACCACUGCAGACGACAGAAACUGUAAGUCUGUUGUUAGCUUGGAUGGAGACAAACUUGUUCAUGUACAGAAAUGGGAUGGCAAAGAAACAAAUUUUGUAAGAGAGAUUAAGGAUGGCAAAAUGAUCAUGACUCUUACUUUUGGCGAUGUGGUUGCUGUUCGCCAUUAUGAGAAGGCGUAGAAAACAUCCUGACCUGGGGCUGGAGAAGCUCUACAAUAUUUCUGUUUACUCAAGUCUCAGUGUUAAACUGCUAUUACAGUGCGGCCUAUCACUAAUUAGAAGGUUAUCUUGGUGUGGAGGUGGAAAAUGAUGACUUUAAACCUUGUUUUAAAAACUUGUUGCUGCAAGCAAUCAAAGCCAUCUUUGAUCUGCAAAUUUAUCACAUUUUAUAAUUCAUGUUAAGUUUUUAAGCUACUGUUUUUAAAAUCAAGAAGGGAAUACGUACUAUAAUUUCCAUUGGAAUGCAAAUCAAAUUGGAAUAAAAAAAUCUUACACCCGUGA
This is a messenger RNA of Bubalus bubalis (water buffalo), 944 nucleotides long. RefSeq names its product fatty acid binding protein 7 (gene FABP7). NCBI's taxonomy places the organism in Eukaryota, Metazoa, Chordata, Mammalia, Artiodactyla, Bovidae. Gene Ontology annotation, molecular function: fatty acid binding. Bases 225 to 623 code for a protein of 132 amino acids. The record is from RefSeq and is a predicted model, not a curated record. The transcript has 4 exons. Gene Ontology annotation, biological process: fatty acid transport. Gene Ontology annotation, cellular component: nucleus; cytosol.